AACAGAAGAAAACCUUGUCAAAAUGGCAAUUGAUUUAUCAACUGUGCCACUUGUUGCACUUUCUGUUAUAAACAAAGAAGUUGUCACAACUAUGCUAAAUCCAAAGAAAGUUUUACCAAAUGAUAAUGGCUUGCCAAGAGACUGGAGAGGCUUUGCACAUUUACUGGAUCUGAAAGGUGAAAUUAUGUCAUUACUUUUGUCACAUUCUGAUCCAACAAUGCAUAUUUUCACAAUAUUGGAGAAAAAUAAACAAAGUAUUACUAUGAAAGAUUUUCAAACAAUGAUGGAACAAAUGGACAGAUGGGAUAUUAUUGACGAUACCGAAGAAAUAUUUGAAAAAGAUGCUGCAAAGUAUCUGGAACAACAGCAAAGAGCUCAAGUGACUGCAAAUCCAAUAAAUGAGCACAUUGAACAAGAAAUACUCACAUCAGGUGAUGUUCAUAGAAUAAACCAGGGCUUGGAAACACAAUUGUAUGAUGCAUUUCUUCUCUAUGCGGAUGAAGACAUGGAUUUUGCAAAUGAGAUAGUGCAAAAACUUGAAACAGAACAAAACUUGAAGUUGUUCUUGAAAGAUCGAGAUCUGAUUGGUGGCAUAUUUGAAUAUGAAGCAAUGAUGAAGCUAAUAUCUGAACGAUGUAACAGAUUGCUCAUUGUAAUGUCACCCAACUUUUUAGGAAGCUCAGUCAAUAAAUUUCUCUUAAAUUAUACUCAAGCUUUAAGUAUAGAAAAACAGCAGAGAAAGCUUAUACCGAUUAUAUAUAAAAAAUGUGAAUUACCAAUUCAAUUAAAAUAUAUUUUUAACUUGGAUUAUAAUCGUCAAGGACUAUAUGACUUCUGGAGCAAACUACAUGAUUCUAUACAGGCUUCAAGUUCCAUUACUACGAAUGCUCUACCAUCGACGUCGCAAAAUAUAACGGAGAAAAACGAUGUAGGAAGAAGUGUCAUGUCCGAAAAACAUAGCAACGUGCCUGAUAUUAAUAAAAACAUAAGUGUCUUAGAAACAAGUGAUAUGAAAAAAUUAAAUACCGAUAGCAAGAAUAAGUUAAAUAUUGAUAACGAAAACAAAGCUUUGAAGAAGCGAUGGGGAAAACUCACAAAUUGGAAAACAAAACCAAAGCAAACGAAUCAGUUAUUUACAGAGACAGUUCCGAAUCUUCCAUCAGUCGAUAGUUUGGACAGCUUGAAUCUAUCGAGUACUGUUAUAUAUAAGAAUAAAAAAAAAAACUUAUUCAGCAAAUUAACAAAGAAAAAAAUACCUGUAAAAGCCUGACACAAAUUUCUCAUGUAAUUUUUGGGCAGUUAUGGGUAAAGAGAUAAUUGUUUUGAUGAUCUAAAGAUCAAUCUUGUGAGAUUAUUGCGUGCUCGCGCAUGAGAGCGCUUGUGUGUGUAUUUUAUGCAUAAAUGUGUACUUAUUAUGACUCUAAUGCUGCAUCAGAGCUACCUUUCGUAACUUUUUAACAUACGCAUCUUGUCUCUGGAAAAGUAACGUUUAUGAAUGUUGCAAAGACGAAAUAGCUGUGCAAUACCGAAAGUUUUGUUAAUAGUUGCAGAAUAACAAAGUUGAUAUCUUUGUAUUGUUAUAAAUUUAAAGUUUAUGUAUAUAUUUAUAAACUAUCUCUUCAAAA
Molecule: messenger RNA, 1625 nt
Organism: Pseudomyrmex gracilis
Lineage: Eukaryota; Metazoa; Arthropoda; Insecta; Hymenoptera; Formicidae
Gene: Myd88
Product: myeloid differentiation primary response protein MyD88
Exons: 7
Coding region: 23-1270 (415 amino acids)
Biological process (GO): innate immune response; MyD88-dependent toll-like receptor signaling pathway; Toll signaling pathway
Cellular component (GO): plasma membrane
Molecular function (GO): TIR domain binding; Toll-like receptor binding
Source: RefSeq, a predicted model, not a curated record